AUGCCGCGCGUCCGCGAUUUUACUUGCGCAAGUGCGGAGGAGAAACCGGACACGGUAAGGCGGACUGCAAAUCCGAUGUUGUCCGUUGCUGCGCGACAUGCACGCGCGCGUAGGAAGGAGGCCACCGGCAACCGACCCCGCCGCAUGGGACGGCCCAAACGCUUUUUUGCGGAACAGCAGGCAAUCAAUAGGACCCAAUAUGCUGAACACGCCAAGUUGGACAAUGAACCUACAAUCAGAGCUGCGACCACCGAGCUGACCAGUAGUUGCAGGAGAGCUGGUUGGAUUCGUGGAUGGGAGCCAGGAGCAACAUGCCUACCAGGAUUUAUCAGCACGGUCCAACCCAAUGGGCCGCAUUCUAACGAUUCAACCAGGGUC
This is a messenger RNA of Iphiclides podalirius (scarce swallowtail), 378 nucleotides long. Lineage: Eukaryota; Metazoa; Arthropoda; Insecta; Lepidoptera; Papilionidae. The record is from the annotation of a GenBank genome assembly.